Messenger RNA from Mesocricetus auratus (golden hamster), 1374 nucleotides. It is a transcript of the gene Ccdc28a, whose product is annotated as coiled-coil domain containing 28A. The coding region runs from base 227 to 874 and encodes 215 amino acids. The record is from RefSeq and is a predicted model, not a curated record. The transcript has 7 exons. NCBI's taxonomy places the organism in Eukaryota, Metazoa, Chordata, Mammalia, Rodentia, Cricetidae.
CCUCAUAGAGGGCUCCGCCCCGACGCAUCACUUCCGUAAACAAAGGGCACUGUGGAGGCGCGGGUCCCGGGCUGGUGACCAGGGCUGACGACCUGGGCUAUUGCUGCAGCUGUAGCCAGAGGCUUUGGACGCUCCCUGAGCUUUUCCGGUUAAGGAAAGGGAUCCGCAGCCUCUUCUUUCUCCGGUCUUACGAAGCUAGUGUUGAUGCAACGAAGAACUUAAAACAAUGGAAGAGCGGAAAGCGAAGAGGAAGAGUCCCAAGUCGUUCAGUGCCCACUCCACUCAGGUUGCUAAUGCCAAAAAAAAUGCCAUCCCAGCUAGUAAAAGCACGGGCUUUUCAAAUCCCACAGCACAGUCAACUUCCCAGCGGCCAAAGUUAAAGAGGUGGUUUUGUCUUUGUGUCUAUUUGUGCAUGCCUGGUGCCUGUGGAUGUCAGAUGGGAGGGAAUUGGAUCCCCCGGACCUGGAUUAGACAAUUAGUGAUGAAGGAAAAGAACAAACCUCCAGGAGGAGAAGGGAAGGGUGCUCAGGCCACCCCCAUCCAGCACUCCUUCCUCACAGACGUCUCCGAUGUCCAGGAGAUGGAGCGCGGUCUCCUCAGUCUGCUCAAUGACUUCCACUCUGGAAAGCUGCAGGCGUUUGGAAAUGAAUGUUCCAUAGAGCAGAUGGAACAUGUCCGGGGAAUGCAGGAGAAAUUAGCUCGCUUGAAUUUGGAGCUCUACGGGGAGUUAGAGGAACUUCCUGAGGAUAAGCGGAAAGCAGCCAGCGACGCCAACCUGGACAGGCUUCUGUCGGACUUAGAAGAAUUGAAUUCUUCUAUACAGAAACUGCACUUGGCAGAUACACAGGACGUCCCCACCACGUCCGCCCGCUAGCGCAGUGUGCAGCCUGCUCUGGGGACUUGCAGAGAGGCAGCAGUCCUUACUCUUCCAGCCGAGUCCAGUAGCGGAAUCAUCUUCCACCACAAAACUCAAGUAAGGAAAGCGCAAGGGCCGUGACCGUGUUCCCACGCCGCUUCUCGUCAGUGUGCUUGCUGUAACUCACCGCUGUGGCUGUGGCCUGGCUGCGCAUCGGAUCAGGGUCAGGAAGCGGGAUGCCAAGCUGUGCUGCUGUGUCUUCUGUUGCCUUAAGGGUUAUACUUGAAAUGCUUCGUGCUAAACGUUCUGUAGGGCUGAAGGAUCUGUGCUUGCUGCGAUCACCACACUGACCCGGUUCCGGUCAUGCGUUGGUGGCGCACAGGCCUCCUGUGGCAGCCCAGCUUCAGUUUACGUCAGACAAUCGGUACACAUGCAGGUGUGUUCCCCAAUGGCCAGUGACAAAUGUUGGAUAAGUAUUUGUGAGAUUUGCUAUUUUUAAUAAAGUGAUUGUUUUAAAA